This is a messenger RNA of Thamnophis elegans (Western terrestrial garter snake), 1406 nucleotides long. It is a transcript of the gene TMEM120A, whose product is annotated as transmembrane protein 120A. Lineage: Eukaryota; Metazoa; Chordata; Lepidosauria; Squamata; Natricidae. The transcript is spliced from 12 exons. Bases 1 to 1020 code for a protein of 339 amino acids. Gene Ontology annotation, cellular component: membrane. Gene Ontology annotation, biological process: fat cell differentiation. The record is from RefSeq and is a predicted model, not a curated record.
AUGGACCGCUGGCCCUCGGUCGCCGACUGCCUCCGGGACUGGGGGGAGCUGCAGGACGGCUUCCAGCUCGUGCAGGCAAACUCACAAGCAAUACAACAGAAGCUGGAAGAACUGACAAAGCUGCAAGGCAGCAUCUCCAGCUCCAUUUCACGACAGAAAAAGCAACUGAAAGAGCUCUCUCUGACUCUCAGGAAGUGCAAAUCUCUUCCUGACAAGGAGCAGGAUGAAGAUGCUCUUGAAGAACUCCAAAACAUGAUCAAAGAGAGACAGGAUGUCUUUUUUGAAAUGGAAUCAUACUUGCCAAAGAAGAACGGGUUGUACCUGAGUCUCGUGCUGGGAAAUGUGAAUGUCACUCUGCUGAGCAAGCAUGCCAAGUUUGCAUAUAAGGAUGAGUACGAGAAGUUCAAGCUUUACCUCACCAUCAUUUUGCUCAUCAUCUCCUUCACCUGCCGCUUCCUCCUUAACUCCAGGGUAACUGAUGCUGUCUUCAAUUUUCUCCUGGUCUGGUAUUACUGCACGCUGACAAUUCGAGAGAGCAUCUUGAUCAACAAUGGUUCUAAGAUUAAAGGCUGGUGGGUUUUUCAUCACUACAUUUCCACCUUCCUCUCGGGUGUCAUGCUGACUUGGCCAGAUGGCCUUAUGUACCAGAAGUUCAGGAACCAGUUCCUCACAUUCUCCAUGUAUCAGAGCUUUGUCCAGUUUCUUCAAUAUUAUUACCAGAGUGGUUGCCUGUACCGUUUGAGGGCUCUGGGUGAACGACACACCAUGGAUCUCACUGUAGAAGGUUUCCAGUCUUGGAUGUGGAGAGGCCUCACUUUCCUGCUUCCAUUCCUCUUCUUUGGCCAAUUCUGGCAACUGUUCAAUGCCAUCACACUCUUCCAAUUGGCCAGGCAUCCAGAAUGCAAAGAAUGGCAGGUCCUGAUGUGUGCCCUCCCCUUCCUCACUCUCUUUACUGGCAACUUCUUCACCACAUUGCGAGUUGUUCAUCAGAAAUUCCAGAAUAAGACCAAGAAGGAAUGAGCCUUCAAGUGCCUGUCCCCCUUCCUGGCUAUCACUGUUGGUGGGAGCACUGCUACUCUGCUGACGGAAGGAUCCACAGUACGCUGGGCGUUCUCCUCCUCCUCCUCCUCUCCCUCCCUGUGAUUCUCUUGCAUACAGAUGUCAAUGAAGCCACGUCCAAAUAGUGCUUCUGCCACCAACAUGAGGCCUUGAGGCCUGCCUGCUGCCAAAAGGAACUCUGCAUUUAAAUCAGGUGUUGAGAUUCAAGGAUUAGGGUAAAGUACUGUAUGAAGAACUCAAGUGACUUGUGGAUACAAUUCCCAGCUGACACCUGCACGGUUUUGGUACCCUUCCUCCAAAGCAGGGGGCUGAUAAUUCCCAGAGCCUGUCUGUCCCAAACUGAAUAG